This is a messenger RNA of Macrosteles quadrilineatus (aster leafhopper), 1645 nucleotides long. RefSeq names its product transmembrane protein 39A. Gene Ontology annotation, cellular component: membrane. Lineage: Eukaryota; Metazoa; Arthropoda; Insecta; Hemiptera; Cicadellidae. The coding region runs from base 143 to 1480 and encodes 445 amino acids. The transcript is spliced from 12 exons. The record is from RefSeq and is a predicted model, not a curated record.
GUCAAUUUCGUUUUCGUAGUCUCGUUUAGGUUCUUAGGUUAUGAAGUUUUUCAAAUCUUUCAAUCUUUGUGUUACCGGUAGCAAUAUUUACCAGUGUCGACAAAAUACUGUAACUAUCGAGUGAGAUAAGAACUCAUCCAUCAUGCCUGGCGGUCGAAGAAACUUGAGUCGGUCUGGCUCGGGACGACCCCCUCAACCAAUAUUUUCUACAACAGACGACCUUUCCAAAUCAAAAUUAGGAUUGCAGUGUGAAGGAGUCUCGUCUAAAGUUGUUUCUCCGAAGCAUAUCCCACUCCCAGUGUUGCCCCAGGACAGUGGCCUAAUGUUCGAGGUUAUCAUGUGCUCGUACACCGCGAUGGCAACAUUUCUACAAUUCCUCCAUCUGUACCGCUCGGUAUGGUGGUUGCCACAGUCCUACACCAGAUAUUCUAUGAACUUCUACUUGAUAGACCCUUACCUGGUGGGGUUCAUCGGAACUAUACUCAGUAGGCGGCUUCUCUACAGCCUGGUCAGUAGAGCAGUCAUGCUGUGGGCUCCCCCCUCCAUCUGGACAGUACUGCAACAGCUGAUCAGACUGUUUCUCUUAAGCUUGUUAAUGGCAUCUCUGGUGUGGUGUACAUACAACAUCAUGCAGAAUCAUCCCAUUGUCAACAUCUUCUACCUCUGCUAUCCAAUUUCCGUCUACUUUAUUCUCUUUGGUCUGAGCGUUAGUCCGUUCUUCGAUGUGACGUCACUUCCUUCUAUCUCAAAUGACGAUGCAAAAGCCACAGCUCAAAUUUUAGGCAAACCACUGCACAGCUGCUCCAUGUCUCCGCAGACCAUUAGAGAAGAAGUGGAUUAUCUCAAGGCAGACUUCAACAUCAGGAUGAAGCAAGUUUUAUUCAGCUCUGUCCUCAAUGCUUACUACGCUGGUUUUGUGCCAUGCUGUUUCGCCCAGAAUUUUCUCUACUACGACAUCUAUUGGGCUACACAGCAUUUGACAUUCGUGUGGCUUGGUUGCUUUACAAUGUACCUGGUACAUUGCUUCCCGGUCAAGUACUGUGACACCCUUCACCGGGCAGCUCUCCACCUCGGACGUUGGGCGAGAGUGGAAGGCCGAACAAUGCAUCUUCCUUCUCACAUCUGGUCGGACACCACACUGUGGCACCAAGGAGCGCUGGUCAAGCAUUGCAAGGAGUUGUACAAGGCCGAGGGUAUCUCCAAUGCAGCGGAGCCUGGCAACCCCUCACACACUCGCUUCUAUUCAUGCUUCAACAACCCAGCCCUGCCGCUGUGUGUGAUUGUGGGGCUGCAAUUAGCCCUGGUCACUCUGCAGGUUGUUAUCUUGAUCAGAGUGUCCGAGUGGUACCAAGUAGUGUCUCUGGCGUUGCUUCUCUUCGCCAACUACUACACUCUGUUCAAGCUCUCCCGAGAUUACCUCGUCUGCUGGAAGGUUUACAAGGCGGAGGCUAUGAUCCAGGAUAAAAUAACUGGAGGAUAAAUGUCCUUCAGAAUUGAUUCGACAUUUCUUUCGUUUCUCCACAAUGUUUCGGAAGUCUAUGUUUGUCGUCAGCGUUGUGUCACAUGAUGUGAUUCCCCGAGAUCUCAUGACGGAAGGCGUACAUUACUCCUUCUGUUUUUAAUUAUAAGGAACUUUUUUAUUUAA